AUGUUUUGGUUUUCUUUGAAAUGUGCUCAAGGAAAAGAUGGUGGAGAACCAAAAAUAAUAACAGCCAGCGCUCUCAAAGAACGUGAAGUUAUGUAUUCGGAAUGUGGUGGGGUUCUACGGAGUCCAAAAGGCAUUAUUGCAACUCCUAACUUUCCUGACCCUUAUCCAGUUCCCAUCAACUGCAGGUGGGUAAUCGAGGCCCCAACUGAUAAAAUCAUAGCCAUAUACUUUACUCAGUUUUACAUGAGGGAAGGUCUGACUGUUACGGAGUACGCAUUUUUUUCAGAAACCUUGUACAUGGGAAAGAAAGAGUUCGGCAUGAUCAGUUCCGACAGAGAACCCACGUAUCUUGUGAGCAACAAACCAGUUCUUGUUCUUGAUUUCCUGGUCAGGGAAUCGGGAAAUAUUCACAUGAGGGUUCGUGAGUUUUUGCUGGAUGUUUUUGGAUUUAAUAUAACUUAUGAAAUUGUUGGAAGAAACGAGACGAUACGGAAAGAUGCCUGUAUCUACCACCACUGCUCAUUUACCGGUUCCUGUUUCUCGACUGCUUUCUUCAAAGGAUAUUUUUGCGCGUGCUUUGCUGACUUCUACGGCUCGGAGUGCCAAUACAACUCUGGUUGUGAACCAGGAAGUGAUACCACUUGCCAAAAUGGAGGGACAUGCAGGUACUACAUAGGAUCAACUGUAAAGAGCUGCGAAUGUCCACCAGGAUUUGAGGGAAUAAAAUGUGAAAAACGGAAAGAUGACAGAAAACUACUUGCUCAUUGCGCUACUUUGGGUUGCUCGCAAACCUGUGCUCUGACUAACCUCGGAGAUUACAAAUGUACUUGCCUAACAGGCUUUCACCUCACUGAAGACAAAAAGACUUGUGUCGAAAAAGGUAGAACCAGAUAUCUUGUCAGUUUCAAGCUCUACGAUCAAAAUGUGGAUCUUGCUCAUUUGGAUAACACCAGAUACAAUCAGCUUAAAAAAGGAAUUGAAAAUGCAUUACUACAAUUGUUCCAACCGAGACUGUACAAGACGGAAAACUUGACAGUGUUAAGCUUCCAACCAGGUGCUGUUGUCCAGUUCCACUUUUUUGGUGAGAAAGAAGACAGUCAUCAGGCGAAAAGCAUAAUGGAGGAGGCUCUGAAAGGAAGGUCCAUUGGAAAAUAUGCAGUCGAUCGGAAUUUUAUCAGUUAUGAAUGGGAACCAGCAUUAAGCAUACAGAGCAUAGAUGCUUCAGAGAAGAUGCCUGUUGUUGAAGGAUCAGAACUAAACCUCGCUUGCAUCACUCAAGGUUCAAGCGCAAUGCAAGUUCGCUGGUUUAAGGACGGACAAUCCAUAAAUACUCAAACUUCUUAUCGUUCAAUGUGGACUAAACUUAUUCCAAAAAACUCGAAGGACCAAUACACAGCAGUUUUGGGAUUCGAAAAGGCAAAUGUUUUAGACUCAGGGGAAUUUACUUGUCAGGUAUCUGACUGGGGCAUAAUCCAGAAUAAAAGCAUAAGUGUGUCCGUUGUGACAGUACCGCAACCAGAUGUCAUGCCUCUAACAUCCACAGUCAGCCAAGGAGACCGAGUUGUCAUCACAUGCUUGUCAAGGGAGGACAUGUUUGGCAACUUCGGUUACAAUUGGCUGAAAAAUGGUCGGAUACUGAAUCCUUCCGUUGAGCCUGAGAUGGUGGAGGAUUUAUUUCCGGCCGGAAGUCGGCUAUUAAUUCACUCUGCAAGAGCCUCUUCCACCUACACUUGCAUUAUUACGAGCACUGCAGGUGCGACGAGAAAAGAUAGCACCGUUACUGUCAUCAUGUCAAAAGUAAGUACUCCAACUUGUCCUCCAGAGAAAUAUAUGGAAGUUCGUUGGGCUGUAACUGCAGCAAAUACGGAAGAUAUUCAGUUUUGCCCGAAAGGUUACACGGGGGAAGUUAGGAGGCAUUGUAGUUUGAAGAAUGACAAUGAAGCAAUUUGGAGUGAGCCUGAUUACUCUAGAUGCUUAUCUCGAGAAUUUCUUGCAAUUAAAGAAAAGUUUGAGAGUCUCCGGAUGGGAUAUUUGAUCACGGAAGUGGGUUUCUUGAUGCUGGAGUUAAAGUCAUAUUUAUGGAAUAUGAGGGAUCGGUUCCAUAUUGCUGAGGGAGAGCCUGUUGUGGAUCUGCUUGAAGGUCUGCACGAUUAUCAAAGGAAACACGGAAGAAAUGAUGAAAGUCAAUUUAAGAACAACUCUCAGGUUUUCCUGGAUAUCGUUUCUUUCUUGCUAGAUUCACCUCAGCUGAUUCAGAAGCAGUCCCAUGUUAUUAAACUACAUCAACAAAUACUCAGCCAUGGCCUUCUGCACGGAUCCUCGCUAAACAGUGAUGCUUUCCACAUCUUUCAAAGAUCUGCCCUAGUUUUAGAAGUUGGCCAGGUACAAAAUGAAGGGCAACGAUGCUUGAAAUUUCCAACACAGAGAGCUACGAGGGAAAUAAAGGAGUAUCCUCCACCAUUAUGGCUUACAGAUACGGUUGAGCUUGAUUUUAAUACCUGGAUCAUUGAGAACAUACAAGAAUUGAAUGAUUCUAUUAGCAUAGCUGUUGUCUUUUACAAGAAUUUUUCAGCGUUCCUACCUCAAAGAUUUUUAGCUCGUCAAGGAUAUGGCUAUGGCUCUAUUUUGAACAGAGGUUUGGACAUGGAAUACCAACUGCAUUCCAGACUAGUUGCAGUCGCUAUGCAGACUGGACAAAGAAGAAUGGGCUCUAGGUCAUCCAGACUGAAGGUUAAAGCCAGACUUGCUCAUCUUAACCAUACCGUGAAUCACCAGAUUAUGUGGAAUAUAUCUUGUGGUGUUGCUGAUUUUUCUCAAGGGAAUGUUCAAUUUUCUAUGGAAGGAUGUGAACCGGUUCAAACUGGAAAUUAUUCUCUGUGCCAAUGCAGCCAUGUUGGUACUUAUGCAGUUUUGCUCACCACAUAUGCUCAGCAGGAGGAUUUGCACUUUCAAGAUGGGUUUGAUGUAAUUGCAGGAAUUGGAUGCGCCAUUUGUGCCUUUUUUGUCUGUUUGACAUUUUUUAUUCUCAUAGUUCUGUGGAGAAAAAUCAGCGGUGCCAUUACAGCCCUAAAAAUUCAAGUCUGCAUUGCUUUGGUCGGAGCUUAUGUUACGUUUCUUAAAGCCCUGCAUGAGUCUCUUACAAAAGAAUACUACCCUUACAUUAUAUCUGUCAUCCAGUUUUUCCUGUUGGCGGCUUUUUCCAUGCAGCUGUGCUUGGGUCUUACCGUCUAUAUGGAGUUUAUUGACAUGAAAGGUGUUCGAUACCCAGAACUGAAACUGGCUACAAUGGGUUGGGCAAUACCAAUGAUUGUUGUUGGAGCCACAUUGGCAGCUCAAGUACCAGAGGGAUUUAAACUUAACAGCUGGUGGAUACAGAUGCAGACAAACUACUUCUAUGCAUAUUCUGCUUCCGUAGCUAUAAUAACAAUACUCCAGAUUAUGUUAGUCACCACCGUUAAGUCAGAAUUGAAGAUACACAAGAAGUUAGAAAUGUCAAAGCACUCAAAAACAGGAAACAGGUCACGUUUGUUGAACAGAUCCCUGGUAAUUAUUUUGUUCCUUAUUAUGGCUUCCGUCUCAAGCAUCAUGUACAUAAAUUUUGAAGAUGACAUUUAUAAAUAUGCCUUCUGCGCCAGCUCUGGUACUCUAGGAUUUGUGAUAUUUCUUUGCUACACUAUAUGCAGUGAAAACGCUCAUUCAAUGUGUUCUUCAAGCCAUUCAAUUGAAGAUGACGACGAAAAACAGGAACCAAGAAUAAAGACAAGAAGUGGAUCGUUUCAAAGUUUUUUGAAACCUGAAAUUGUAAGUGACACAUUUUGUAGCAGCAAAAUGCCUGAUACUAUAGAAGUUGACGUAAGAAUGGAAAAGCUUCGUAAAUUGCGUUUUCAAAUGUGCCCUGACGAAAUCGAGUGGAAAGAAGUAGACCAUCUUUUAGCAGAGAAGUCAGCCGCAGCAGCUUCCAUCGUCAGAGAUUUCACCGUUCAUCAUCAAAGAUCCCCCCUUGUAGUUUCACGGCCAAAGGACUUAGAUUCUGGAAAAGAAUCAUGCGAAACCGUGGUUGUGUCUGACGAUACGCAUUGGGAAACUAAACAGGGAACAGAAGACCCUUUAUCACCUGGAUUUGAAUUGCAGCAAUUAGAUGAUAGCCCCCGAAGCAGCCAACUGCAUAUCAAAGACGUACAUGACAUGGGACCAGAUGGCCAAGAGUCGGAAUCGCAGUUCUUUGAGCUUGGGGGAAUGAGAGAAACACCUCCUGAUAUAUUGGAUUCCACAAAGCAGGCUUUUAUAACCAUAAAUACCUCCAGCCAGCAGCUUAUUAGCAAUCCUUGUUUAACAACUUUCUGUGGUAAAGGAGAAGUUAUUGGAGAGCAAUGUCUUAUUACUACAAGAAAACCUGCUUCGUCAGAUCAAAGUGCCUUAAUGAAUGAAGGACUGAGGACUAGUUCUUAUUCAACAUUUCGACCACCUAAUAAUACUUUUCAAACAUCUUUCCUUGAAGUACGUAACAACAAAGAUAACGAAGCAAAAGUUGCAACUCCUUUUCUUCAAAGUAGUGAUCAUAUUGACGUGCAAAAAACCCAGUCCAGAACAUCGUCCCCCUCUUUAAAAAGUAAGGUGUGUGAAAAGCCUCCGCCCAUGCUCAAAGAUCCAGACAUAGGGGAUGAACCCAUAAUAGUGCCAGAACAAUCUUUAAAAAAGAAGAUCAUUGGAUUGCAAGUAGCCACUCCUGUGGUACCAACCCUUGAAAAGGAAUCCUCAGGUAGCUCAGCAGAUGCUCAGAAUAAGAAAGGAUGGAGUAUUACAACUGUGUAGAAUAAAAUGUUGUCAAUACAAAUUUUUUUCGCAUUUCUUGUAAUAAAACAAAUCUAUAAA
Molecule: messenger RNA, 4872 nt
Organism: Uloborus diversus
Lineage: Eukaryota; Metazoa; Arthropoda; Arachnida; Araneae; Uloboridae
Biological process (GO): cell surface receptor signaling pathway; G protein-coupled receptor signaling pathway
Cellular component (GO): membrane
Molecular function (GO): G protein-coupled receptor activity
Source: RefSeq, a predicted model, not a curated record